Messenger RNA from Tripterygium wilfordii, 9572 nucleotides. Its product is annotated as BEACH domain-containing protein C2. The coding region runs from base 211 to 9207 and encodes 2998 amino acids. Lineage: Eukaryota; Viridiplantae; Streptophyta; Magnoliopsida; Celastrales; Celastraceae. Gene Ontology annotation, molecular function: protein binding. The record is from RefSeq and is a predicted model, not a curated record. The transcript has 32 exons.
UUAGUUUGCUAAAUCCACCAUCUCUCGCGCGCCCAAAUCGGUAUCUCUCGUCUUCUCCGAUUCUCUCUGCUCGACAUUUCCAAUCUUGAUCCUUCUCUCUCUUGGUGCGAUCGUCGGAGAUUCAGAUUCAAUCGAGACUGAUCGAUUUUGUGAAGGUGUCUGAGAGUGUAAAUUAUUUGAAUGAGUAGUCGUCUAUGAAACAAGAGUAUAAUGGAAGAAGACGAAGAAACUUUGGAGUUUAAAAAUACUUACGAGGAGUCAGGUAUUCCUGAAGUGGCUAGUGUUUCUGGGGACAGUGUAGGGACACCUUAUCAAGAUAGUGUGGGGCCAUUUCAUCAAGGAGGUACCUACGCUACCAAUAUCGGUGAAACUGGGAAUAUUGAUGUAAAUAGCGAUGUAGGUUUGCAAGAGGUAGAUUCCGUAUCCACAGCUGUGGACGAAGAGCAUUUUGAACAGGUUUCACUGAAAGAUCAAGAGAAGGCAGGUCGCGAGUAUGAGGAUGGGUUUCAUCUUGACUCAGAACAUUCUUCAAAUUCAGACAAUGGGAGAGUUUCAUCUGGUGGGUUCCAAGAACCCCCUAGUUAUGCAUCUGAAAGACGUGUGGCUGAUGGUGAUUCUCCCUCAGUUGUUGAAAUUCUCUCCAGUUCAAGUCUUGGACCUGAGAGACAAUCAGGUCAUAAACAAUCAAUGUCAUCAUCUAGUCUUGAUUCUCCCAACUAUUGGGAUGCUGGAUACUCUCCCAUUGGCUCACCUCAAAAAUUUAGGCCAAAGACUGUCGUACCAAAUGUGUCCCCAGAGUUACUGCAUUUGGUGGAUUCUGCUAUUAUGGGGAAGCCUGAAAGUUUGGACAAGUUGAAGAAUAUUGUUAGUGGCACUGAAAGUUUUGGAAGUGGUACAGUGGAAAUGGAGACCAUUGCUUUCUCAGUUGUUGAUUCGCUUCUUGCCACAAUGGGUGGGGUUGAGAGUUUUGAGGAGGAUGAGGACAAUAAUCCUCCUAGUGUGAUGCUAAAUUCUCGGGCUGCCAUUGUGGCAGGUGAGCUUAUUCCUUGGCUUCCUUGGGUUGGUGAUAGCGAGAUCUUAAUGUCCCCUAGGACACGGAUGGUUAGGGGAUUACUGGCCAUAUUACGGGCUUGCACAAGGAACCGAGCAAUGUGCUCUACGGCUGGGUUACUAGGGGUUCUGUUGGGAUCAGCAGAGAAGCUUUUUGUCCUCCAGGGUGUUGGUUCAACAGAUCAGAUGAGAUGGGAUGGAACUCCUCUAUGCUACUGCAUACAAUAUAUGGCCGGCCACUCACUUAGUGUCAUUGAUUUGCAUAGAUGGUUUCAAGUCAUUACACGGACACUUACCACUGAAUGGGCAACUCGCUUGAUGCUUGCAUUGGAGAAGGCAGUGGGUGGAAAGGAGUCGAGGGGACCGGCAUGUACUUUUGAGUUUGAUGGUGAAAGCUCUGGUUUGCUUGGUCCAGGGGAGAGCCGUUGGCCAUUUAUGAAUGGUUAUGCAUUUGCAACUUGGAUCUACAUUGAAUCAUUUGCUGACACAUUAAACACAGCAACUGCUGCUGCUGCCAUUGCUGCUGCUGCUGCAGCCAAGUCUGGAAAAUCAUCAGCGAUGUCGGCUGCAGCUGCUGCCAGUGCACUUGCUGGUGAAGGCACGGCACACAUGCCUCGAUUAUUUAGUUUUUUGUCUCCUGAUAACCAGGGAGUGGAGGCGUACUUCCAUGCACAGUUUUUGGUUGUCGAAAGUGGUAGUGGGAAAGGAAAGAAGGCUUCUUUGCACUUUACUCAUGCAUUCAAGCCUCAAUGCUGGUAUUUUGUGGGCGUGGAGCAUAUCUGCAAGCAUGGAAUUAUUGGGAAAGCAGAAAGUGAAGUGAGAUUGUACAUUGAUGGAUCCUUAUAUGAAAGUCGUCCGUUGGAGUUCCCUCGGAUCUCCAAGCCACUUGCAUUUUGCUGCAUUGGGACAAACCCUCCUCCUACAAUGGCUGGUUUACAACGUCGUCGUCGCCAAUGUCCUUUGUUUGCUGAGAUGGGACCCAUUUAUAUCUUCAAGGAACCAAUUGGUGCAGAAAGGAUGGCACGUUUGGCUUCUAGAGGAGGAGAUGCUCUGCCAUCCUUUGGUAAUGGAGCGGGGCUGCCUUGGCUAGGGACAAAUGACCAUAUAAAAACUAUGGCGGAGGAAAGUUCUCUCUUGAAUGGAGAGGUCGGAGGGUGCAUUCACCUUCUAUAUCACCCCAGCUUGCUUAGUGGGAGAUUCUGUCCAGAUGCUUCCCCUUCUGGUGCUGCAGGUAUAGUACGGCGACCAGCUGAGGUUCUCGGACAAGUCCAUGUUGCUACACGAAUGCGACCGGUAGAAGCUUUGUGGGCCUUGGGGUAUGGAGGCCCUCUAUCUUUACUUCCUCUGGCAGUGAGUGAUGUGGAUAAAGAUAGUCUCGAACCACGACUUGGAAAUCUUCCUAUGUGCUUGGCCACAGCUUCUUUGGCUGCUCCUAUAUUUCGUAUAUUUUCCAUGGCUAUUCAACACCCAGGGAACGAUGAAGAAUUGUGUCGAACCAGUGGACCUGAGAUUUUGUCGAAAAUCUUGAACUAUCUUCUCAAAACAUUUUCUUCAAUUAAUGUUGGGAAGCCUUAUGAGGUAGGAGAUGAGGAACUUGUGGCGGCUGUGGUCUCCCUAUGUCAAUCUCAAAAGCAUAAUCAUGCACUCAAGGUGAACCUUUUCAGUACGCUGUUGUUGGAUCUGAAAAUUUGGAGCUUAUGCAAUUAUGGUUUACAAAAGAAACUUUUGUCAUCACUAGCAGACAUGGUUUUCUCAGAGUCUUUGGUUAUGCGAGAUGCCAAUGCUAUUCAGAUGCUUCUUGAUGGCUGCAGAAGAUGUUAUUGGACUAUUCGCGAAAAGGAUUCUGUAGAUACCUUUUCGUUGGAUGAGGCAAAACGUCCGGUUGGGGAAAUUAAUGCAUUAGUUGAUGAACUCUUAGUGAUCAUUGAACUUCUCAUAGGAGCAGCACCUACUUCAAUUUCAGCAGAAGAUGUUCGUUGUUUACUUCGAUUUAUGGUCGACUGCCCUCAGCCCAAUCAGGUUGCUAGGGUGUUGCAUCUGAUAUACAGGCUGGUGGUACAGCCAAAUACAGCUAGAGCCAAGACAUUUGCAGAAGCCUUCAUUUCAUGUGGUGGAGUGGAAACACUUCUUGUUUUGCUGCAGCGAGAAGCUAAAGCUGGUGAUGAUAACAUUCCGGAAUCCACAAUGGAAACUGAUGAUAAUUUGUCUGUCCAGGAAAAUCAGUGUGAUUGUGCUACUGAGAUUCAAGAAGGAGUUCUAGAUGAUGAGGCCGGACUCCCUAAGGAAAAAGAUUUGGUCUCACCUGAGAAGGAUGGCGAAUCUCAACUGUUCACUGGUUUUGGCAUUGCUGCUGCUACUUCUCCUUGCAUGAAAAUUGAACGGAUGUCAUCGGUUUCUGAAAAUCCUUUUACUAAAAAUUUGGGUGGGAUAAGUCUUGAGAUCAGUGCUGACAAUGCUAGAAAUAAUGUUUACAAUGAUGACAAAAGUGAUGGUGUUGUUGUUAGGAUCAUUGGACUAAUUGGGGCUUUAGUGUCAUCUGGGCAUUUUAAAUUUGGUUCGCAUGCAUCAUCAGAUAUGACGAGCAACCUGUUUGGUGGUGUGAUGCAUGAUGGAGGUGGUUCCAUGUUUGACGACAAAGUUUCUCUUUUACUUUUUGCCUUACAGAAGGCUUUCCAAGCUGCUCCUAAGAGGCUCAUGACUAACAAUGUCUAUACUGCUUUAUUGGGCGCCUCGAUUAAUGCUUCUUCAACGGAGGAUGGAUUGAACUUUUAUGAUUCGGGUCAUCGCUUUGAACAUUUACAACUUCUAUUGGUUCUUUUACGUUCGCUGCCAUAUGCUUCCAAGGCUUUUCAAAGUCGAGCACUACAGGAUCUUCUGUUUUUGGCUUGCAGUCAUCCAGAAAAUAGGAGCAGUUUGACAAAAAUGGAGGAAUGGCCUGAGUGGAUUUUGGAGGUUCUCAUCUCUAAUUACGAGAGAGGUGCAGGCAAAGAUUCUGGUGAUGUAGAGGAUUACAUAAAUAGUUUCCUGAUUAUAAUGUUACAGCACUCAAUGCGCCACAAGGAUGGAUGGAAGGAUAUUGAAGCUACAAUUCAUUGUGCUGAAUGGCUUUCUAUAGUGGGUGGAUCUAGCACUGGGGAUCAGCGGAUAAGACGUGAAGAAUCUUUGCCUAUUUUCAAAAGAAAGCUCUUGGGCGACUUGCUAGACUUUGCUGCCAGAGAACUGCAGGAUCAGCAGACCCAAGUAAUUGCUGCAGCAGCAGCUGGCGUUGCAGCAGAGGGUCUGUCACCAAAGGAGGCUAAGGCAGAAGCUGACAAUGCAGCUCAGCUUUCGGUGGCAUUAGUGGAAAAUGCUAUUGUGAUUCUAAUGCUUGUGGAGGAUCAUUUGCGAUUACAGAGUAAACUCUCUUCCGCAUCACGUAUGGUAGAAGGUUCUGCAUCUCCCCUGUCUCUGGUAUCUCCCCUUCGAAAUUGGUCAAAUUUAACUGUUGGAGAAUCGCUAGAAGCUUCAUCUGGUGGCUCGGAGGGACUACCUCUUGAUGUCCUCGCUUCAAUGGCUGACGCAAAUGGGCAAGUUUCUGCUGCAGUAAUGGAACGUCUUACUGCUGCAGCAGCAGCUGAGCCUUAUGAAUCAGUUUCCUGUGCUUUUGUGUCAUAUGGGAGUUGUACGAAGGAUUUAGCUGAAGGCUGGAAGUAUAGGAGCCGAUUGUGGUAUGGUGUUGGUAUCCCAUCUAAGGAAGACGUCUAUGGUGGUGGUGGCAGUGGUUGGGAUUCUUGGAAGUCUGCUUUAGAAAAAGAUGCAAACGGAAACUGGAUCGAGCUUCCUUUGGUUAAAAAGUCUGUUUCUAUGCUCCAAGCCUUAUUAUUAGAUGAGUCUGGGCUUGGUGGUGGUCUUGGAAUAGGGGGAGGAUCAGGUACUGGUAUGGGUGGAAUGGCAGCUCUUUACCAGUUAUUGGACAGUGACCAACCAUUCCUCUGCAUGCUUCGAAUGGUACUUUUGUCAAUGAGGGAAGAAGACACUGGGGAAGACAAUAUGCUCAUGAGGAAUGCAAGCAUGGGAGAAGGCAUCUCGGAAGGAUUGCACGGACAAGUAGCCAGUGGCCUGUCCAUGGAUAGCACUGCUCGAAUGUCAAUGCGACAAUCACGAUCAGCAUUGUUGUGGAGUGUCCUUUCACCUGUUCUUAACAUGCCAAUUUCUGACUCCAAGAGACAGAGAGUGUUGGUCGCAUCUUGUGUUCUUUAUUCCGAGGUAUGGCAUGCUGUUGGACAGGACAAAAAUCCUCUACGCAAGCAGUACCUUGAAGCCAUUUUACUGCCAUUUGUUGCUGUGUUGAGAAGGUGGCGGCCUCUUUUGGCUGGAAUUCAUGAACUGGCUACAGCUGAUGGCUUGAAUCCUCUGGUGGUUGAUGACCGUGCAUUAGCUGCUGAUGCACUGCCCGUCGAGGCUGCUCUUUCCAUGAUAUCCCCCGCCUGGGCUGCUGCUUUUGCAUCACCUCCGGCUGCAAUGGCAUUGGCAAUGAUUGCUGCUGGUGCCUCUGGUGGAGAAACCCCACCGCCUGUGUCAACUUCACACCUUAAGCGCGACUCUUCGUUGCUUGAGCGGAAAGCUACUAGGCUGCAAACCUUUUCGAGUUUUCAGAAACCGUUAGAGGUCCCUAAUAAAGCACCUGCACUUCCAAAGGACAAGGCUGCUGCAAAAGCAGCCGCCUUGGCAGCGGCUCGUGAUCUUGAACGCAGUGCCAAGAUCGGUGCUGGAAGAGGUCUAAGUGCUGUUGCAAUGGCUACAUCUGCACAACGAAGGAAUUUAAGUGAUACAGAACGUGUUAAGAGAUGGAACAUUUCUGAAGCCAUGGGUGUUGCCUGGAUGGAAUGUCUCCAACCAGUUGAUACAAGAUCAGUUUAUGGGAAAGACUUCAAUGCUCUCUCUUAUAAGUUUAUCGGUGUACUUGUUGCUAGUUUCGCUUUGGCAAGAAACAUGCAACGAUCAGAGGCUGAGAGGCGUGCUCAAGUUGAUGUAAUAGCUCGGCAUUGUUUGUCCACUGGAAUUCGCGCAUGGAGGAGACUUCUUUAUUGCCUGAUAGAGAUGAAAUGCCUUUGCAGUCCAUUUGGAGACCAGUUAUCCACUCCAGAACGUGUUUUCUGGAAGCUGGACUUCUCAGAAAGUUCAUCAAGGAUGAGAAGGUGUUUGAGGCGAAACUAUAGAGGGUCUGACCAUUUUGGUGCUGCUGCCAACUAUGAGGAUCAAAAUGAGGUGCAAAGUACUCAAGAGAAUGUUGUCAGUCCGUCAAAUGCUCCAAUUCUGGCAGCGGAAGCUAUCUCAAUGGAGGCAGUAAAUGAAGAUGAUGAACAUGCAGAGAUCGAUCUUAUAGAUGCUGGAGGAUAUGAUAUGGAGCAAAGUGGGGAGAGCCUACAAAUGCAGUCUGGAUCAACUGAUCAAAAUGUGGAGGCUUCUUCACAUACUGGGAAUACUCAAAUUGAUGAAAGCUUUGACAAUAGUUCAUCACCAGCUGCCCCUGGAUAUGUUCCAAGUGAACUGGAUGGAAGAGUUGUUCUCGAGGUUUCUUCAUCUAUGGUCCGGCCACUGAGGGUUAUACGGGGAACCUUUCAGGUAACGACCAGGAGAAUAAACUUUAUAGUUGAUAACAGUGAGGGUGAUGCCAUGGAUGAGUUGGAAUCAUCUGACUUCAAAGACAGUGAGAAGAAUCGCAGCUGGUUAAUGUCCUCUCUUCAUCAAAUUUAUAGCCGAAGGUAUCUCCUAAGAAGAAGUGCCUUGGAACUUUUUAUGGUUGAUCGCUCAAACUUCUUCUUUGAUUUUGGGAGUGCUGAGGGGCGAAAAAAUGCUUAUCGAGCUAUUGUUCAAGCCCGACCACCUUAUUUGAACAAUAUUUAUCUUGCUACGCAGAGACCGGAACAACUUCUAAAGAGAACUCAACUGAUGGAGCGUUGGGCGAGGUGGGAGAUCAGCAAUUUUGAGUAUUUAAUGCAACUCAAUACAUUGGCUGGACGUGGUUAUAAUGACAUCACUCAGUAUCCAGUUUUCCCGUGGAUUCUUUCUGAUUACAGUUCAGAGGAUUUGGAUCUUACAAAUCCUUCUUCUUACAGAGAUCUUUCGAAGCCUGUUGGUGCACUGAAUCCUGAUCGGCUACAGAAGUUCCAGGAGAGAUAUUCUAGCUUUGAUGAUCCUGUCAUCCCCAAAUUUCAUUAUGGUUCACAUUACUCAAGCGCUGGAACAGUGCUUUAUUAUCUUGUUAGAGUUGAACCAUUUACAACUCUUUCGAUUCAACUACAAGGUGGAAAAUUUGAUCAUGCAGAUAGAAUGUUUUCAAAUAUUGGUGCUACUUGGGCUGGAGUUCUUGAGGACAUGAGUGAUGUUAAGGAAUUGGUUCCAGAGAUGUUUUAUCUCCCCGAGAUCUUAACCAAUGAAAAUUCAAUUGAUUUUGGUACUACACAAUUAGGAGGAAAGCUUGAUUCUGUCAAACUUCCUCCUUGGGCUGACAAUCCAGUUGAUUUCAUUUAUAAGCAUCGGAUGGCUCUCGAGAGCGAGCAUGUUUCUGCACGGUUGCAUGAAUGGAUUGAUCUCAUAUUUGGGUAUAAGCAAAGAGGCAGAGAGGCUAUUAUGGCAAAUAAUGUUUUCUUUUAUAUCACCUAUGAAGGGACAAUUGAUGUUGAUAAAAUCUCUGAUCCAGUGCAACAACGUGCUACACAAGACCAGAUUGCCUACUUUGGACAAACCCCAUCCCAACUCCUGACUGUUCCUCAUUUGAAGAGGAUGCCAAGAACAGAUGUUCUUCAUUUGCAGACUAUCUUUAGGAACCCAAAAGAAGUCAAGCCUUAUGCUGUUCCUGGUCCUGAACGCUGCAACCUUCCUGCUGCUGCCAUUCAUGCAUCUGCAGAUGCUGUCGUAAUUGUUGAUAUAAAUCCACCUGCAGCACAUAUUGCUCAGCACAAGUGGCAACCCAAUACCCCAGAUGGGCAGGGCACCCCUUUCCUCUUUCAACAUGGAAAGGCCAUAGCAACUUCUACCACAGGAACAUUGAUGCGCAUGUUCAAAGGGCCAGGUGGCUCUGGCACCGAUGAGUGGCAGUUCCCCCAAGCUGUAGCAUUUCCUGCGUCUGGUGUUAGAAACUCAGCGAUUGUUGCCAUCACAUGUGACAAAGAAGUUAUCACUGGUGGGCAUGCGGACAACAGCGUUAAGAUAUUAUCUUCAGAUGGAGCAAAAACAUUAGAAACAGCUGCUGGACACUGUGCUCCUGUCACUUGCCUUGCUCUCUCACCAGAUAGCAAGUUCCUUGUGACCGGCUCUCGGGACACUACAGUUUUGCUUUGGAAGAUACACAGGGCAUUUACUUCCCACUCAAGUAACAUUGUAGAGGCUUCAGUAAGCACCAGUACACCAACUUCAACCAGUAGUAAUGCUCUAGCAAACAUUUUGGCUGACAAAAACAGGAAGCGCCGUAUUGAGGGUCCCAUACAUGUCCUUCGAGGUCAUAACAGCGAAAUACUUUGUUGUUCUGUCAGCUCAGACCUAGGAAUUAUUGUUUCUUGCUCGCAUUCAUCAGAUGUUUUGUUGCAUUCUAUCAGAAGGGGUCGCAUGGUGAGAAGGCUGGUUGGUGUGGAUGCCCAUGCUGUUUGCAUAUCAUCUGAGGGGGUUGUGAUGACUUGGAACAGCUUGCAACAUACCCUUAGUACCUUUACUCUCAACGGGGUACUAAUUGCUAGAGCAGAACUCUCUUUCUCUGGCAGUGUCAGUUGCAUUGAAAUUUCGAUGGAUGGUGAGAGUGCUUUGAUUGGAGUGAGCUCGUGUUUGGGAAAUGAUGAAAUCGGAAAUAAAAUCCAGAGCUUGAAUUCAGUGAAGCUAGGCGCUGAAGAUUACAAUAUGGAAUCAAAUGAAGUCGAGGAAAACAAUCGAUUGCAAGUGCCAUCUCCUUCAAUUUGUUUUCUAAAUCUGCACUCUUUAAAGGUAUUUCAUGUGGUGAGGCUGGCGGAAGGGCAGGAUAUCACGGCUCUAGCUUUAAACAAAGAUAACACAAACCUGCUGGUUUCAACUUUGGAUAAACAGUUGAUGAUCUUCACCGAUCCUGCUUUAAGCUUGAAAGUGGUGGAUCACAUGCUCAAGCUUGGUUGGGAAGGUGAUGGGCUGAGCCCCCUCAUAAAAUCAUAGUUUUAGGCCAUUGAAGUUUUGUCGGUUGAGGAAGAAUUAUAGAAACCACCAAAAUUUUAGAAUACCGUAAGAAUGACAAGAUUGCAGAAAUUGGCAUCAAAGAGAUAUAUUUUGCGUGUAUCAUGUGUAUGUAUUUAUCUAGUUGUAUAAUCCUUGUAUCCAUUACACUGUUAUUAGAUUUACUGCGGGGUUGUUCUGCAGUUUUUGUUUCAACAGAUUUGUAAGAUUACUGACACUUACAUUGAUAGGUGAGGCUUCUAGGGUUGCACGGCUCAUUUUUGUCCAUUUUGUUCUUGUACAUGAAGAUAAUAUCCUUGCUAAUAUCUACUCUGCAUUUUGUGACAAAGCUGACUUUUAAGGCGAAA